Funneliformis geosporum is the source of this 579-nucleotide messenger RNA. The record is from the annotation of a GenBank genome assembly. Lineage: Eukaryota; Fungi; Glomeromycota; Glomeromycetes; Glomerales; Glomeraceae.
AACAACGAAACAUGGAAUCUAAUAGAUUUUUUACAGUGAGCAUAGUAUUUGUGAAUAGUUUUGAAAAAAAAGAAGAAGAACACAGGAUGUAUAAGAUCUGUUUGGAAAAGCUUACUAAAAGUCCUUAUUUAUUUAAUUCUUGUGAUAGUGAAUCUAUUCAAUUGCUAGCAUCACAGCUCAAGUCUAGAAAAGUGCCUUGCUGUAGUUCUGUUAUUAACUGCUUAAAGUGCUAUGUCGAGUCUGAAUUCCCGAUCGUUGAGUCAAAAAUCCCAGGGUUGCGUCCUAUUGGAAUAAUAGCUUUGAAGCGGAAGUCACAUCUUACUGAUCUGGAAUCCAAUAUUGAACAUUAUAAUGAAGACAAAGAUGAAUAUGAUGUUGGUCUGUUAGAAAGAGUAGAAGGAGAACUACAAUUUCAGGAAGAAGCAGAUAUCUUUAAUACUCCAAAAAUUGAGAUGCUGGCGAGUAUAAACAUGAAAUCGCACUUGAAAAAAUAUAAUAUUGUUUGUCUCUUUGAUAUUGAAUUUCCCUAUACCAAGCAAUUCUUUAUGAAAUUAACAGAUCAGAUGCAUAUUAUGGAGA